Molecule: messenger RNA, 1700 nt
Organism: Lucilia sericata (common green bottle fly)
Lineage: Eukaryota; Metazoa; Arthropoda; Insecta; Diptera; Calliphoridae
Gene: Nmnat
Product: nicotinamide/nicotinic acid mononucleotide adenylyltransferase 3
Exons: 6
Coding region: 200-1417 (405 amino acids)
Biological process (GO): NAD+ biosynthetic process
Molecular function (GO): nicotinamide-nucleotide adenylyltransferase activity; nicotinate-nucleotide adenylyltransferase activity
Source: RefSeq, a predicted model, not a curated record
UUUACAACUGCUUGGCAACGGUUUCUGACGACCUUGCUAAAUAAUAAACAACAAUAUUUUCUUUUUUACACACUGACGGAAUUUCAUCAGAAGCCGCAGGAACAAAAAUUACAAAAAUUUAUUAUAAAAUAAUUAAACUUAUUUAUAAAGUGUAAAGAAACUAAAAAAAUUGUCAUAAAUCGAAAAAGGAACAAAUAAAAUGUCAGCUUUUAUAGAAGAAACCUCGAAUCGAUUAUUACCUAGAAUUGUGCUAAUCGCAUGUGGAUCAUUCAGUCCACCAACACCUAUGCACUUUCGUAUGUUUGAGAUUGCCAAAGAUCACUUUGAAAUGCAGGGUACCCACAAGGUUAUAGGCGGCAUUGUCUCACCCACUCAUGAUGCAUAUGGUAAAAAAGGCUUGGCACCGGGUAAACAUCGUUGCUCCAUGGUAAAAUUGGCUUUGCAAUCCUCCACCUGGAUACGUCUGUCGGAAUGGGAAACGCAACAAGAUGGCUGGUCACGCACUCAGGCGGUUCUGCAGUAUCAUCAAAAUUUCAUGAAUAAUUAUAUAAAUUCACCUGAUUUGGAUAAUAUGAAUAGUGGAGAUCAUCAAAUACCUAGCUGGUUGCCACCAAGUCUAAGGGAACGUCGUGAUCCAGUACAAUUGAAACUUUUAUGUGGCGCUGAUUUGUUAGAAUCGUUUGCUGUACCUGGUUUAUGGGCGGAAGAAGAUAUUGAAGAUAUUAUUUCCAAUCAUGGUUUAGUUGUUAUAUCACGCAGUGGUUCAAAUCCUGAGAAAUUUGUAUUUGAUUCAGACACUUUAACGAAAUAUCAACGUAAUAUAACUUUGGUCACCAAUUGGGUAUCGAAUGAAGUCAGUUCAACUAUGAUACGUCGAUUGCUGGGACGUGGUCAAUCUUGUAAAUAUCUUAUAGAUGAUAUGGUUUUGGAAUAUAUAAAACAAUUUGGUUUAUACCAAUCGAACACUAAGUAUAUAACAUUAUUAAACCGAACUUCUAAACAGGAUAAACUUUUUAAUAUUGCUUACAUUAAUCAACAACAAAAUGUUAACAUGCAAACAUCAUCAAUUGAGACAACACCAUCAGAUGAUGAAGAUGUUGACAACAAUGAUGAUGAAGAGCAUAUGGAUGAAACAGAUUUUUCAUUAGUUAAAAAUAUAUUAAAUAAUAGCAACAAUUUAGAUAAUCGUAAAACAACAAUGACAGCAGCCAAUGUAUUUUGUUGUGGUGAUAAAUCAGGUGCCGGUGUAAUUGGUAAAUUGUUGGGUCAUAAUGUUAAUAAUAAUAAAAAUAAGAAAUCGACCACAGGACCGGGACAAGCGGUGCAAGUGAUAACCAAUGAAUGUGGUAUUACAGAAGUUGUAUUGGAUGAUAAUGAGAUGAAAUCCAAAAAACUUAAAAUGGCAGAUCAUGUUUAAAUCUCAUUAACAAAGUAAUCUAAUGAAUUCCAAAGAUGUCUUAAGUGCGGCUUAAACAAAAGGACUGUUAAGUAAUGGCUACAAUAAACAAUUCCAAUAUCUAUUUUACUAUUUAUUGUGAUUGUGAAUUAAACAUACUAAUUUACAUAUACAUUUAUUUAAACUUAUUUAUGCACUUUAAAGUGUUUUACAAAGGCAUACUAUUACUACUAUUUAUGAAUUAUUAAGUGUAAUAUGAUUAUCAAUAAUUGUUUAAAUAAAAUUAUGUAUACUUAUUGAAGUA